Molecule: messenger RNA, 2332 nt
Organism: Heterocephalus glaber (naked mole-rat)
Lineage: Eukaryota; Metazoa; Chordata; Mammalia; Rodentia; Bathyergidae
Gene: Ccnl2
Product: cyclin L2
Biological process (GO): regulation of transcription by RNA polymerase II
Molecular function (GO): cyclin-dependent protein serine/threonine kinase regulator activity
Source: RefSeq, a predicted model, not a curated record
AGCCGCCCUGCAGAGAAAGGGCCUGAAAGGCGUCGGCGGCCCAAAAUGGCGACAGCGACGGCGGCCGCUGGAGUCCCCGGGUCGGCAGUGCUCACUGCGGCGGCCGGCGCCACCGGCUCGGGGGGCGCCACGCCCGGGUCGCAGGGGGUGCUGAUCGGGGACAAGCUGUACUCAGGAGUGCUCAUCACCCUGGAGAACUGCCUGCUGCCUGACGACAAACUGCGCUUCACACCAUCCAUGUCGAGCGGCCUGGACCCCGACACCGAGACCGGCCUCCGCGUGGUGGGCUGCGAACUCAUCCAGGCGGCCGGCAUCCUGCUGCGCCUGCCGCAGGUGGCCAUGGCUACGGGGCAGGUGCUGUUCCAGCGAUUCUUUUACACCAAGUCCUUCGUGAAGCAUUCCAUGGAGCAUGUAUCCAUGGCUUGUGUGCACUUGGCCUCCAAAAUAGAAGAAGCUCCAAGAAGAAUUCGGGAUGUCAUCAAUGUGUUUCAUCGCCUUCGACAUUUGAGAGAGAAAAAGAAACCUGUGCCUCUGCUACUGGACCAAGAUUAUGUUAACUUAAAGAACCAAAUCAUCAAGGCAGAAAGACGUGUUCUUAAGGAGCUGGGCUUCUGUGUCCACGUGAAGCACCCUCACAAGAUAAUCGUUAUGUACCUUCAGGUGUUAGAAUGUGAGCGUAACCAGCACCUGGUCCAGACUGCAUGGAACUAUAUGAACGACAGCCUCCGCACAGACGUCUUUGUGCGCUUCCAGCCUGAGAGCAUUGCCUGUGCCUGCAUCUACCUCGCUGCCCGGACGCUGGAGAUCCCUUUGCCCAAUCGUCCCCAUUGGUUUCUUUUGUUUGGAGCAACUGAAGAAGAAAUUCAAGAAAUCUGCUUAAAAAUCCUGCAGCUUUAUACGCGGAAAAAGGUGGAUCUGACAUACCUGGAGAGUGAAGUGGAGAAGAGAAAGCAUGCCCUGGAGGAGGCAAAGGCACAAGCUCGGGGCCUGCUGCCUGGGGGUGCACCCGUAGCGGACAGCGGUGCGGGGUUCUCCCCUGCUCCGAGGCCAGAGUCGCCCACAGGAGGCAGAGGAAACAAGCCUUCUCCACUGUCUGUGAAGACUGCCAAGAGGAGAGUGGAGGGUGCAAAGAAAGCCAAGGCCGACAGCCCUGUGAAUGGCUUGCCGAGGGUGCGCGAGAGCGAGAGCCAGAGCAGGGAGCAGAGCCGCUCGAGGUCCCCUUCCAGGUCCACGUCUCCCAAGAGGAGGUGUGCUGUCCUUCCUCACAGGAAAAGUGACAGCGGCUCCACGUCUGGGGGGUCCAAGUCACAGAGCCGCUCACGGAGUCGGAGUGACUCGCCACCAAGGCAGGCGCACCGAGGUGCUCCCUACAAAGGCUCUGAGGUGAGGAGCUCCCGGAAGCCCAAGGAUUGCAAGUACCCCACUCAGAAGCCACACAAGUCUCGGAGCCGCAGCUCAUCCCGUUCUCGAAGCCGGUCACGGGAGCGGCUGGAUCACUCUGGAAAAUACAAGAAGAAAAGUCAUUACUACAGAGAUCAGCGGCGGGAGCGCUCGAGGUCCUAUGAGCGCAGUGGCCAUCGCUAUGAGCGGGACCACCCCGGGCACAGCAGGCAUCGGCGGUGAAGGGGCCUCCCCAGACCGCUGCCUCAGGCCCUUCCUGGGGGUGCUUGGGGACUGCCCUCAGACCCUCCAGGGGCACCUCGGCACCAGUGGCCCUGGACUACCACUAGUCUUUCUGGAAAUGGUGUUUUUGACCCUGGGCCUUGAGGUGAAUUUGGAAAUGGAAUUGAGGGAACAGUGAGGGGGCCCUUUGGGCCAGCGUGGGGUGUGGCACACAUGGUUCCAGCCAAAGGGUUCAGCUUCAGCCCCUCGGGCAACUCGGUGGGAAAGCAGAGACCUGAGUUCCUGUUAGGGUGGCUUGGUGCUAUGGACAAGCUGUCUCUUCACUUCCAUACUCAAUUACGUUCAGUCAAGAAAGAUGAUUUUUAGAACCUUUGCCUAUAUUAGGUUGUACUUAUGUAAAUAUUUUGCAGUGUUUCACAAUGAGAAAAUGGCCUUAAUAGCCCCUUAUUCUCUAUCCAUGUGUAAAUAAACAUGUUUAAUACAAGUGAAAGCUAUGUAUAUGAAAACUCAGAACUUGAAUUCUGCCAGCUUAAAACUGUGUAAAAGAUUCUGAUUUUUGAAACAUGAAGGUAUUUAGGUCUGUGUUGAAAGUCGUAUAUUUUUAUCUGUGCAAUGCUGAGUGCAGGCCACCAGCUCCUAAAUAGAGAAGUUUCCUAUAUGCAUUUUAUGUUGUUGAAUAAACACAAUUCUCUCUUCUCAGGACACUUGG